Trematosphaeria pertusa is the source of this 1395-nucleotide messenger RNA. RefSeq lists its product as uncharacterized. Gene Ontology annotation, molecular function: protein binding. Bases 1 to 1395 code for a protein of 464 amino acids. The transcript has a single exon. The record is from RefSeq and is a predicted model, not a curated record. Lineage: Eukaryota; Fungi; Ascomycota; Dothideomycetes; Pleosporales; Trematosphaeriaceae.
AUGUCGGCGCCUCAAUCCAAUGAAAAUCCGCAGCCCAACAUACGACUUGAGAGCGUGGGAGGUUGCAGCUCGGUGCUAGACAAUGCACGCAGUAGCACGUCCAAGGGCUCCAUUCCGAGCCCAGCAGAGACGGAGGAGGGUCCCGGUCGAAAUAAGGCUAUCGGUCGGCGAGUAAGAAGGAUACGAGUCGGGCUGAAGGCCGUCUUCAAGAGUAGUAUAAAACGCAGGGUUACGAAUAAGGAGGCCAGGAAUGCUGGCGCUCGGUCGGCUACUGUCCGAGAGCAAUCGCGAAAAAACAAGAAGCGGACUCUGGUCCAACAAGUCCACCGCUUGAAGGCCCGCCUCCUCUUCAAGAGCAACAGCUACUUUAGCGGCAUAUACUCCCUCCCGGUCGAACUCGUCUUUCUCAUCAUGAACUACCUCGGCUUCGUCGACCUCUUCUGCCUUGCGAUUGCUAGCCGACGCUUCUACCCGAUCGUUACGAGCGUACUCAGCCAGCUCCACCCUACGCAGCAGGAACAAGACCAUCUCGCCCUCCGGCUCGAGACAGACUGGCAGUAUGCGCAUAUCCGGACACUGUGGUGCUCGAAUUGCAAGAUCGACCAUGGAAAGUUUUACUUCAGGCGCGGACAGAUGCUGCUCACUGAUUCCGAGCGUGUAUGCUUCGGAGUUGAGGGAGUAUUCAGGCUGUGCCAACACAAGACCUUUACCUUCGAUGAGCUCUUGAACACCAUCGCAGGUCAGCCGGGCAUAGAAAAGAUGCGCUGUUGGCCAUGUCGCGCAAUAGUGCGGCAGUACUCUAGUCCGGAUCAAGUGCGGGCAUCGUUCAGGGGGAAGCUGUUCCCUGUGAAGCUCGAAGAGGCGGUGACCUGCGACCGUGUGCGGCGAGCUCUCCAGCCACUCGCAAGGCUUGACAAGAUGAUGUGCCCGCACUUGAGCAUCCCAGGCCUUGAGCUCUUUGAGCGGCUCGUCGCGAAUGCAAUAAGUGAGCCGGCGAAUGGAGGGCGGGCCGACGACCAUGUGUUCUACCCGGCGUUCUGCAAGCCCGCUGUGGCCGCGCGGUGCCGUUACACCGGCUGCGACACCUCGGUGUGGCUCUUGAGAGAUAAGAGAGCGGUGAAGAUGGGUAUCCGAAGGAAUUUGGGAGCCAUGAAGACAGUGACCGAUGAGAGGUGGAUGGCACAGCUGGUUUCACCUCAGCAUCGGCUUAUAGACGGUGUAGAGGUAGACAGAGGGGCAGAGGGAGAGCAAAAGGAAGCAGUGCCGGACCCACCCGGGGGUAUCCUGCGAGGUCGUGCACAAGAGCGGCGUUUCCGGUGGAUGCUUUGGGCGCAAGACAUGCGAAAGCGGGAGCAGACGGUGGAAGGUUGCAGCGGGCACUCCAUCUUUUCUUGA